This is a messenger RNA of Strongylus vulgaris, 297 nucleotides long. NCBI's taxonomy places the organism in Eukaryota, Metazoa, Nematoda, Chromadorea, Rhabditida, Strongylidae. The record is from the annotation of a GenBank genome assembly.
AUGCACGUGCUAGUACUUUUCAUGACUGUUUUGGGAUACGCUAUGGCAGCGGUACAUAUAAUGAAAGUGAAAAGGUUCACACCACCAAUGGUAAAAAUGAUACGGAAUGGAACUUGGGAUCGAUUUGUGGAAAGAAUGAUGGAGAAACCACUGCAGCAAAUGACCGGUAGCGAUGGCGACAUUUAUAUACACGAUAUCACCAGAUAUUAUGAUACUGAGUACCUUGGUGAAAUCACUAUCGGCACUCCUCAACAGACGUUUCUAGUCCGUCAAACAGACCCAUUUCUAGAUAAAUAG